GCGGAAAGUACUAAGCAAUACAAAACAUCUAAUCUCCAUUGCCAACUAAGUUUACAUCCUUAAUCCGAUCUACAAGCUAUCUCAAUUUGAAACUUCAUAUAUACCAUAGUUGUUUGAUUAUUAGAUCCAUAAUGAACACCACCGAUGGCUGAAACAGUAAACAUUUUAAUAGAGAAUGGUGCAAGUUCACCUUCUUUAGGUGCUAAUGAUGAGUGGUUAAAUUCCAUUAUGAGCCAAGGGGGAGAAAAUGGAAACAGCAAAGUGCAGCAGCCCAAGUUUCAGCGAGUUCCACAGAUGCUUCGUGGGAUCAAACCCAACUCUGAUUGCUACGAUCCUAUGGUGGUAUCCAUUGGUCCCUAUCACCAUGGCAAACCAGAGCUCCAGGAGAUGGAGAGGCUCAAGAUUACAAUGGCCCGCCAUUUUUUUGAACGCAGUAAAGAACCCGUUAAAGCGUUGUACAACAAGGUGGCUCAAGUGGCCACUGAUGCAAAGAUAUGCUACUGUGAGAGCUCAAUUGAAGGAUUGAACGAUGAGGCAUUCACCCAAAUGAUGUUUCUUGAUGGCAGCUUCGUUCUCCAAUUCAUCUUCUGUCCUGAAGAUAGAAUUAAAGAGAUGAAACCUCAUGUUGAAGCUUUUGUGAUGCGGGACUUGUUCUUAUUGGAGAACCAACUUCCUUUUUCAGUGCUUAACUCAUUGAUGAGCUCGAGUUUCGAAGAAGGGAUGAAAAGCAUCCACGAUUUCAUAGAGGAAAUUCGCUGUUUUCCCACCAAACAAGCUUCGAUCAAGGAAAAUAUAAUGAAGACUGUUAGCAAACUCUGGCCCCAAGCACAAAAAAUGGAGCCAGAGGAAGAAAAUAAUCAGGAUCCUCAGCCUCUCCACCUUCUUGAGCUUUUUUAUACUCAAUUCAGUAAAAAAAGCAGCUCCGCUUUCCCUCGCAGGAAAAACAAAAACAGAAGAGUAGACAACUGGUUCUCAUAUCGCUCCGCCAACGAACUUAAGAGCGUGGGAAUCCACUUCGAGCCAAGCAAGACUGCUAGUUUCAUGGAUGUCAAGUUCAUAUCAACAUCCCUCUAUGGAGUCCUUAGACUUCCUCCAAUUCACAUAGGUGACUUGACCAAGUCCUUGCUCUUAAACUUGGUUGCCUACGAGAUGAGCACCGACACAUCCAUUGUUGCAAAGAUCACUUCAUAUAUAUGUUUCAUGGAUUCACUGGUCGACCAGCCCGAAGAUGUGAAGGAGCUGCGAUCAAAUGGCAUACUUGUGAAUUUUCUUGGAUGCGACCAAGAGGUGGCAGAUCUCUUCAACGAGAUAUCCAAGCAUCUGGUGCUCCACCGAGAUGCUUUUGAGGAUGUUAAGGACCAAAUACAAUCGCAUUACAAGAACAUUGGAAAAAGAUGGAUAGCCGAAUGGCUGCAUACUCAUUUCUCUAGCCCUUGGGCGCUUUUGGCCUUUCUCGGUGCAAGUCUUGCUCUUGUUCUUACCGCCAUUCAGACCUACCUAUCAGUGUUCCCAACCAAAGGAUGAAUACUGUUUAGCAAGAACCCUGCCCCCUUCAGAAAAAUUUGUUGGAGUUGACGAGUUUUUGGUGAAUAUGAGGUGAGAAAAUAUUUUGAUGUAGUAUUUUUAGUUGAAAAGUAAUGGAUCUCCAUAGUUUGAGCAAGAUUUGUAGGAAUUUAUGCAUGUUGAAUUGGAGAAGGCUUCCCUUUGCCAGGGAGAGUCAGUGUGUGUGGAGAGUUGAGAGAGAAUGAAGGAAAAAAAAAAAAAAAAUUGUUAUGUAUUUGCAUUUUUUUUUUCUAUUAAUGAAAUUUAUGUUUUUUCUUAUUUUUAA
Molecule: messenger RNA, 1828 nt
Organism: Hevea brasiliensis (rubber tree)
Lineage: Eukaryota; Viridiplantae; Streptophyta; Magnoliopsida; Malpighiales; Euphorbiaceae
Product: UPF0481 protein At3g47200
Exons: 1
Coding region: 145-1524 (459 amino acids)
Source: RefSeq, a predicted model, not a curated record